Messenger RNA from Cornus florida, 551 nucleotides. RefSeq names its product mini zinc finger protein 3-like. Gene Ontology annotation, molecular function: transcription cis-regulatory region binding; DNA-binding transcription factor activity. NCBI's taxonomy places the organism in Eukaryota, Viridiplantae, Streptophyta, Magnoliopsida, Cornales, Cornaceae. Bases 32 to 388 code for a protein of 118 amino acids. Gene Ontology annotation, cellular component: nucleus. Gene Ontology annotation, biological process: regulation of developmental process; regulation of DNA-templated transcription. The transcript has a single exon. The record is from RefSeq and is a predicted model, not a curated record.
GCUAGCUUUUGCUCUCUCUCUCUCUCUCUUCAUGCCUUCUUCUGGACAAGAAAACCAAUUGGGGAAUUGUGAAUUUAGCUCUAAAGUGUUUGGAGGGGAAGAAAGUGAAGAAAUGAAGAAGUGUAAGGUGGUUGUGAAGAGAGAUGAGGCUGCAAGAAGCAACACUGCUUCAUCUUUGACAAUUAGGAGUGUGAGAUAUGUAGAAUGCCAGAAGAAUCAUGCCGCUAGCACCGGUGGCUACGCUGUUGACGGCUGCAGGGAGUUCAUCGCCAGCGGGGAGGAUGGGACCGACGGUGCACUCAUUUGUGCAGCCUGCAGCUGCCACAGGAACUUCCACAGAAGGGAGGUGGAAACUGAGGUAGUGUCCGAGUAUUCUUCGCAUUCUUAAAAUGGGAAAUAUUGGAAUGGGAAUAAGAAUUUGCGUGUGUGUAUAUGUGUUUGUGUGUACGUGUGUGAGGAGGUUCUUAUUAUGAAUGGACUUGUAGUACUUUUCCAUUUCCCAUUGCUUUCUAUGAUAUGAGUGUCUUGUGUUUUUGGUGUUUUUUUCUUUC